AUGGCCUUAUCGGUACAGGUCUUCCUUCACCCAAUUCCCCCCAUCCGAUUCCCCCCUUACACCCCCCCCCCCCCACCCGAUUUCCCCCACCCGAUUCCCCCACCCGACUCCCCACACCCGAUUCCCCCACCCGAUUCCCCACACCCCUCACCCGCCUUCCCCUCAACCGCCUUCCCCUCACCCGCCUUCCCCUCAUCCGCCUUUCCCCCUCAUCUGCCUUGCCCCACCAUCCGCCUUCCCCUCAUCCGCUGUCCCCCCACCCACCCCCUUCCCCCUCUCGCUUGCCCAGCCAUCUGGUUCGCGGCAUGGGUGCUGUGUGGUUUAGUAGGAGCAGUAUCUCCUCUCAUUCUUACUCUUCCUUCUCCCUCCCCUCUCUUCCCUCGCUCCCUCCCCUCUCUUCCCUCGCUCCCUCCCCUCUCUUUCCUCGCUCCCUCCCCUCUCUUCCCUCGCUCCCUCCCCUCUCUUUCCUCGCUCCCUCCCCUCUCUUCCCUCGCUCCCUCCCCUCUCUUCCCUCGCUCCCUCCCCUCUCUCGCCCCUCUCCCUCACCCAGCGCCCUGGUUCACAGUGCUGGUGGCGGCGUGGGUGCUGUGUUCUCUGGCCGUGGCUGCUCUGCCUGAUCAGCUCUCGCUUCUCAUUCUGCCCUCUCUCGCCUCUCUCUCCACCUCUCUCCCCCUCUCUCCCCCUCUCUCGCCCUCUCUCCCCCUCUCUCCCCCUCUCUCCCCCUCUCUCGCCCUCUCUCCCCCUCUCUCGCCCUCUCUCCCCCUCUCUCCCCUCUCUCGCCCUCUCUCCCCUCUCUCUCUCCCCCUCUCUCCCCCUCUCUCCCCCUCUCUCGCCCUCUCUCCCCCUCUCUCCCCCUCUCUCGCCCUCUCUCCCCCUCUCUCCCCCUCUCUCGCCCUCUCUCCCCCUCUAUCCCCCUCUCUCCCCAUCUCUCCCCCUCUCUCGCCCCUCUCUCCCCCUCUCACCCUUCUGAUUCUGCCCCCUCUCCCCCUCUCACCCUCUCCUCCUCUUUCGCCCCUCUUUCGCCCCUCUCUCACCUCUCUCUCGCCCCUCUCUCCCCCUCUCUCCCCUUCUCUCCCCCUCUCUCCCCCUCUCUCCCCCUCUCUCACCCCUCUUUCGCCCUCUCUCGCCCCUCCCUCGGCUCCCUCUCACCUCUCUCUCGCCCCUCUCUCUCUCGCCCCUCUCUCGCUCGCCCCUCUCCCUUGCCCAGCGCCCUCGCGCACAGUGCUCGUCGCAGCAUGGGUGCUGUGUGUGUGGGCUGGUGGAGCGCCCUGGUUCACAGUGCUGGUGGCGGCGUGGGUGCU
Messenger RNA from Closterium sp. NIES-65, 1301 nucleotides. The record is from the annotation of a GenBank genome assembly. NCBI's taxonomy places the organism in Eukaryota, Viridiplantae, Streptophyta, Zygnematophyceae, Desmidiales, Closteriaceae.